CUCGCCUCCGCCUCCGCCUUCCGCUUCCUCCCAGGCAGCCCCAAACCCACGAAACCCUCCUCUCCUCGCCGCCGCGCCGCCGCGCCGCCGCUUCCUCCUCCUCCCGCUGCCCACCCCCGGACCCAACCCUACCUUCGCGACAGCGGGAAUCGGAGCCGCGGGACAGGAUGCCGCCGAAGAAGGCCGCCCCGUCGAAGGCGGAGCUGGCCAAGAAGCAGAAGGUCGUGGAGGACAAGACCUUCGGGCUCAAGAACAAGAACAAGAGCAAGAACGUCCAGAAGUACGUCCAGUCCCUGCACCAGGCCGUCCAGCCCAAGCCCGACCCGACCAAGACCGCCGCCAAGAAAAAAAAGGAGGAGGAGAAGGCGCGCGAGAAGGAGCUCAAUGAUCUGUUCAAGGUCGCCGUCAGCCAGCCCAAGGUCCCAGUUGGUGUUGAUCCCAAGUCAAUAGUGUGCGAGUUCUUCAAGGUUGGCCAGUGCCAGAAGGGUUUUAAAUGCAAAUUCUCACAUGACCUGAAUGUCCAGAGGAAGGGUGAGAAGAUUGAUAUCUACACAGACAAGCGUGAUGCAGAAACUAUGGAGGACUGGGAUCAGGAAACUUUGGAGAAGGUUGUUGAAUCGAAAAGGACAGAGUAUCAGCAGAACAAGCCUACUGAUAUUGUCUGCAAGUACUUUCUUGAUGCCGUGGAGAAGAAACAGUAUGGAUGGUUUUGGGUUUGCCCAAAUGGUGGUAAGGAUUGCCACUACAGGCAUGCCCUUCCACCUGGAUAUGUGCUAAAAUCCCAAAUGAAGGCCUUACUGGAGGAAGAGAGUGAUAAGAUAGCCAUUGAAGAUGAGAUUGAAGAUCAGCGUAAAAAGACAAAGACUACCACCCCUAUGACCACAGAAUUGUUCAUGGAAUGGAAGAGAAAGAAGGCAGAAGAAAGAGAAGCUGGCCAAGCUGCGUUGAAGGCAGAGAGGGCUAAGAAUGAUCGCAUGAGUGGUCGUGAGUUGUUCAUGGCUGAUGCAAGUGUGUUCGUUGACGAUGCGGAAGCAUAUGAAGUCUAUGAGAGAGAGGAAGAGUCUGAGGCCAACGAAGAAUCGAGCAAGAAAAGUCAGGAUGCAGGUCCAAGUUCAUCAACUUCUAAUGGCAAGGAGGUUGAGGAACUAGAUGACGAAGAUAUCGAUAUUGAUGAUGACUUGGACAUUGAUGAAUUAAAUGAACUUGAAGCAAGCCUGUCGAGAACGUCCAUCCAAAUCCGAGAGCCUGGCGAGGGAACAUCAUCCUGAGCAGUAGUAUUAUGGAAGAUCGUUGAGAAUUAGCUCUCCAUUUUUGGGCUCCCAAACCAAUCAAGUUGCUUUUGGAAACAGAAAGGUGGAGCAUAGAUGCAAGUGGAAAUGAUUUCUAGUUCACUAGCUAUCUUGAGGGAGCAACGAUCAACGAAUGACCCAGUGUUAUGAUUACAUGACAAUUGAUGUUUGCCGUGUGCCCUUUUAUCAUGUAACCCUUUUGGGGAACAUGUUGGUACUUGUGAAUAACAGGACUAAAUUAUUUUUGUUGACUUUGCGUGGACUCACGAGUAAAAUUUUGAUGCGAUCGUUA
This is a messenger RNA of Setaria italica (foxtail millet), 1581 nucleotides long. RefSeq names its product zinc finger CCCH domain-containing protein 11. Gene Ontology annotation, biological process: cytoplasmic translation. Gene Ontology annotation, molecular function: mRNA binding; metal ion binding. Gene Ontology annotation, cellular component: cytosol. Bases 168 to 1268 code for a protein of 366 amino acids. The transcript is spliced from 8 exons. NCBI's taxonomy places the organism in Eukaryota, Viridiplantae, Streptophyta, Magnoliopsida, Poales, Poaceae. The record is from RefSeq and is a predicted model, not a curated record.